AUGUUUUCGCAAGCUCUACUCGUCUCUCCUCUCACAAUAGCUAUCUCGGCACUAGCUUUUGGGGUACUACAGAUCUCUGCAGAAGGCCAGCCCGUCAUUUUCGUGAGUGUGCUACUCAGUCAAUUCGCUGCUCACGCUGCUGAGCUUUGCAUCGUUAUGUGGUGCAGCGUCUGUCGGAGAGACUAGAUGUCCCAUCGCAGGAAUUCGAGCACCAGCGACUUCUUUCCAGAAGAGGGUUGCUCGGUCAAGCCGAGGCAGCCCUGGAGCACGCACAGGCAAGCCGGUCACAAUGGAACGCAGACGUCGUGCAAGCUACAAGGCCGACCGCUCGUCGGGGUGCAUUCUUGCAUCCUGUGACGGUUUUCCGCGGUGCGAACGUCUGGCCGGAACGACUUCUAAAUCACUCGCCCCACGACUCGGCCUUCCGCUCGCCGCAGAGCGUGCUGGAUCGGUCUGGUAGUGCAAGUAAGUGAUGAUACAGGCCAUCUUGUUUGAGCGCGAUCCAGCCUUUUGAUCAGUGAGCUUAUUUGCAUUUCCCCAGUCCCCACGAAUCAAGCUGUCAAGUCUGAAGCUAUCGAGAGCGCGCAAUUGACUCGACCCCAGGUGUCUAGGCCAUCGAGUCCUUCGCAAGCGGGCCUUCAUAGGGUUAAACCCACGUCCGACGAAGUUCCCCCAGCAGAAUCUGUCGAGCUCCCUCGCCAAAUCAAAAAGGCCAAAUUGUCUAGUAUGAUCAAAAGCGAACCUUCGACGGCGGAGGACACACCGCAUAUCACCCCUGAAGGGCGUGACCGGCUUAGCACUCCACUCACCGGCGCUUCGGCCUCAUCGAUCCAAGCACCGCGCUACCGCGCGCUGCCAUACGCGCACCGACUUUCAGCACUUACGGGUGGCAGUCCGGCGGUGCUCCCUGGCACACCGCCUCUGCAGGCUUCGGAAAAUUUCCAAGUCAAAUACAUCGAAGCGAUUCGCCAAGCUCAGCGCAAAUACGUGGAAUCUCUUGAGCAGGCUGUCAAAGCGGAACCCAAGAGAAAGGAGCCGGCGAAGAAAGAAAGGGCGGUCGUGCCGAAGCCGAAGCCGAGACGAGGGGCACCGCUCAAGUACCCCGACAGAGCACUAUGGGAAUUGAGUCGACCUGAGGCGAGCGGCACAUCAGGUCGAACUAAGAGCAAACCGCCGGGCGGUACGAGUCGUACUCAAAAUGAUCUCGAUGACGCGAGUGCCAAUGGUAGGCCGCUUCGCGGCAGCUUGGCUAGUAUCGCAACGCAAGAUCGCAAGAGACAAACGCUUGAGCUGUUCCCUCAAGGCGGCAGCGUAAGGGAAAGCGGAAGCUCCUCAAGACGACAGCCGGCCUCGUUGGAGCUUCUCGGUGCACGACCUCAUCGAGGUCUCUCGUCGGAACCAGCGACCGAGGGACCUGAGAAGGGAGGAGAGAAGCUGUCGUUGGAGCUGACACUAGGCCGACCGUCUUGA
Molecule: messenger RNA, 1470 nt
Organism: Ceraceosorus bombacis
Lineage: Eukaryota; Fungi; Basidiomycota; Exobasidiomycetes; Ceraceosorales; Ceraceosoraceae
Source: the annotation of a GenBank genome assembly